Molecule: messenger RNA, 929 nt
Organism: Populus trichocarpa (black cottonwood)
Lineage: Eukaryota; Viridiplantae; Streptophyta; Magnoliopsida; Malpighiales; Salicaceae
Product: mitochondrial import inner membrane translocase subunit TIM17-2
Exons: 1
Coding region: 83-751 (222 amino acids)
Biological process (GO): protein import into mitochondrial matrix
Cellular component (GO): mitochondrial inner membrane; TIM23 mitochondrial import inner membrane translocase complex
Molecular function (GO): transmembrane protein transporter activity
Source: RefSeq, a predicted model, not a curated record
AAUAAAAAGAUCCACCGCUUUCUCUUUUCUUCUCACUCGAACAAACCUAAAAAGCCUCCUCUCUAAUAAUCAAAUCGCUGAUAUGGGAACACCUGAAACUUCUCGAGAGCCGUGUCCUGAUCGUAUUCUCGAUGAUAUUGGCGGCGCUUUCGGCAUGGGAGCCGUCGGCGGCUCCGUUUUCCACUUCAUCAAAGGCGUCCACAGCUCUCCAACCGGUACAAGGCUUAUCGGCGGAACUCAGGCCGUUCGCAUGAACGCUCCGCGUGUUGGUGGUAGCUUUGCCGUCUGGGGAGGCCUCUUCUCCGCCUUUGACUGCUCAAUGGUUUACCUCCGGCAGAAGGAAGAUCCAUGGAACUCAAUCAUAGCUGGCGCUUCCACCGGUGGCUUCCUAUCCAUGCGGCAAGGACUUGGCGCGUCGGCUCGCUCGGCUAUGUUUGGUGGCGUGUUACUGGCUUUGAUUGAAGGAGCUGGGAUUAUGCUGAAUAAGGUAAUGAGUGCUCAACAGGAUAUGCCUGUUAUUAUUGAAGAUCCUGUUCCUGCUAUGGCCGGUGGGCCUGGUUUUCCUAUGGGCCAGCCCCACGCCCAGACCCAAGAGGGUGCAUCUGUGAGUGGUUCGGAGUCGGGUUCGUGGUUGGGUGGGUGGUUUGGAGGAGGGAAGAAGAAGGAAUCAGAGGCGAGUAGUAGUGGAAGCAAGACUGAGAUUUUAGAGAGUUUUGAUGCUCCACCAGUACCAAAUUUUGAAUACAAGUAACAAAAAAUGAAAAGGAUGAGCUUGUUUAGGGUUCUAUCAACUUGUUAUUAGGAGGUAAAGAUUUUGGAACUUGCGAAGGUCCAAACUUGCUGUACUGGAUUGUUGUCCUCUUUAAAUCUAAUUUCUCUGUUUGGAUUAUGAAACAGAGUAGCAUCAAUGUAUAAUAAUUCACUGCCAA